AUGGUGGUCUCGACAACCUUUCCGACUGUCGAUAAAUGUUCAUCAAUUGACCGCGAAAAGGAUACGGUGGUGGCGGACAUGGACGGAACGCUGCUUAGAGGGCGUAGCUCUUUUCCAUAUUUUGCACUCAUAGCGUUUGAAGCCGGUGGCGUUUUUAGGCUUCUUUUCUUGCUUUUGGCUACCCCUUUAGUUGGAGUUCUCUACUACUUUGUUUCCGAAAACGCAGGGAUCCAGGUGCUUAUCUUCGCCACGUUCGCCGGAAUGAAGGUGUCGAGCAUAGAAUCCGUGGCACGCGCCGUCCUGCCGAAGUUCUACACGGGGGACCUCCACCCGGAGUCGUGGCGCGUGUUCUCGUCGUGCGGGGGGGCACGGUGCGUGCUAACGGCGAACCCGACGGUGAUGGUGGAGGCGUUCCUGAAGGACUUCCUGGGCGCCGACAUGGUGUUGGGGACGGAGAUUUCGACGUGGAAGGGAAGGGCUACCGGGCUGGUGAAGAAGCCCGGUGUGCUGGUUGGGAAGAACAAAGCCGAUGCGUUGAAGAAGGCUUUUGGGGAGACUCGGCCGGAGAUUGGGUUGGGUGAUCGCCACACGGAUGCCCCCUUCAUGGAGCUUUGCAAGGAAGGAUACAUUGUUCCUCCAAAUCCAAAGGUGAAAGCAGUAACCAUAGACAAGCUUCCCAAACCGGUCAUCUUCCACGACGGGCGGCUAGUGCAAAAGCCCAACCCUAUCGUCGCUCUUCUCACCAUUCUUUGGAUUCCGGUCGGCUUCUUCCUCGCAUGUCUGAGAAUCGCCGCCGGCUCCCUCCUCCCCAUGCCCCUCGUCUACUACGCCUUCUGGGCACUCGGCGUCCGCGUCACCGUCAAAGGCACUCCGCCGCCGCCGCCAGCGGCCCACAAUGGCCGCUCCGGCGUCCUCUUCAUUUGCUCUCACCGGACUCUCCUCGAUCCCAUCUUCCUCUCCGCCGCCCUCGGCCGCCGCAUCCCCGUCGUCACCUACUCCGUCUCCCGCCUCUCCGAGCUCAUCUCGCCCAUCAAAACCGCCCGCCUCUCCCGCGACCGCGCUGCCGACGCGUGCAUGAUCACGCGCCUCCUCAAAGACGGCGACCUCGCCAUCUGCCCGGAGGGGACCACCUGCCGUGAACCGUUCCUGCUCCGGUUCUCCUCGCUCUUCGCCGAGCUGACCGGCGAGCUGGUCCCCGUCGCGAUGGUGAACCGGAUGAGCAUGUUCCAUGGCACGACGGCGCGUGGCUGGAAAGGGAUGGACCCCUUCUACUUCUUCAUGAACCCCAGCCCCGCGUACGAGGUCACGUUCUUGAACAAGCUCCCGCCGGAGCUGACAUGUCACUCCGGCAAGUCUAGCCACGAGGUGGCAAACUAUAUACAGAGGGUUAUCGCGGCGACUCUUUCAUAUGAAUGCACUACUUUUACCAGGAAAGAUAAGUACCAAGCUCUCGCCGGUAACGAUGGCACGGUGCCGGAGAAACCCCGGAUUAAGGCUAACAAUAUCAUGGGCUGCUGAUGUCAAUUAAUCUUUAAUUAUAUCAUGUAACUUUCUCCGUUGUAAUCUAUACAUAAAGUAAAA
This is a messenger RNA of Ipomoea triloba (trilobed morning glory), 1581 nucleotides long. RefSeq names its product glycerol-3-phosphate acyltransferase RAM2-like. Gene Ontology annotation, biological process: cutin biosynthetic process. Gene Ontology annotation, cellular component: membrane. The coding region runs from base 1 to 1518 and encodes 505 amino acids. Gene Ontology annotation, molecular function: phosphatase activity; glycerol-3-phosphate 2-O-acyltransferase activity. The transcript is spliced from 4 exons. Lineage: Eukaryota; Viridiplantae; Streptophyta; Magnoliopsida; Solanales; Convolvulaceae. The record is from RefSeq and is a predicted model, not a curated record.